Molecule: messenger RNA, 3076 nt
Organism: Neltuma alba
Lineage: Eukaryota; Viridiplantae; Streptophyta; Magnoliopsida; Fabales; Fabaceae
Product: TSL-kinase interacting protein 1
Exons: 15
Coding region: 225-2543 (772 amino acids)
Biological process (GO): pattern specification process
Cellular component (GO): nucleus
Molecular function (GO): chromatin binding
Source: RefSeq, a predicted model, not a curated record
GUUAUUUUCCUGUAUUUUUCUGGAAAAAAAAAAGUAAAUCCAUUUCUUUGUUCUUCAACUGUAGACGUCUGUCGGAAGAUUGCCUCCGAUCUUGACUGCUUGCCUAACAUCUGAAGUUCGCGACCUUGGCUCCAAGAAUUUGCUCAAUAUCAGGCGGCUGAAUCUGGGCUUGCGCUCCUUAGCAUUGGCUAGCUCAUUAUAAAAGCAUGAGCAUAUGCUAAAAUAUGCAGUCUACGGCGCAGAUCUCUCUAGAUUCUAAUUCUCACCUUCAUCCAGAGACUGUCUCAAUUCAAAAUGGUGGUCCUGGAGUUUCCUCUACCGCAAAUAUUGUCUUGCCACAGCAACCAGCUCCUAAAAAGCCAACAAGGCAGUGGGCUGCUUGGACUCGUCAAGAAGAAGAAAGUUUCUUCACCGCAUUACGACAAGUUGGCAAGAAUUUUGAAAAGAUCACUUGCCGUGUGCAAAGCAAAAACAAGGACCAGGUCAGGCAUUAUUACUAUAGGCUUGUAAGGCGGAUGAAUAAGCUUCUUGGACCAGAAUUGUGUUUGGAUGCCAAAAACUCUAAAGAUACAAAUGCUGCAAUGCUUCGAUGGUGGUCAUUAUUAGAAAAGUAUAGCUGCAAAGCCUCAAAGCUUCACCUGAAGCCUCGAAAAUUCAAAAUAUUUGUAGAGGCCUUGGAGCACCAACUCAUGAAAGACCGGAAGAAGAAUGUGCGUAGGAGACCUUUGCUGGGGGAAAAUUACCCUCCUGCUGCCCCCAAUACUGUUUCAAAUCAAAGUAGAACCUUGGGAAAUGAUGCUCGAACUGUUAAACUGGUUCUUGUUGAUAGUCAAAACAUUCAAAGCCUUGGAACUUCAAAAGCAUCAUUGAAGCGCAAUGUAAACAUGGGUGUUAACCGAAGCAACACUAAGGGAGAGUCAACUGCCAUGAAACCUUCAAGGCAACGAAAGAAACCAGGUAUGACCACAGCAGCUGCAUAUAAAAAAUGGGAGAAGGCUGCAAUGGCUGGUGUUUCUUUAGUUGCAGAUGCUGCAGAACAUUUGGAGCGGGCUGCCACUGUCAAAGACUUUGAACAUGACCAAGGGGCUCCAGUCGAAAAGUGUUCUGAACCUGUUGGCAGUGUUCUGCCCUCUUUGCCUACGCUUCCUCAAAAUCAUGUUGUUGAUAACAUACAGAAUAUUGUGAAGCUCAAGCUCCAGUUAUUCCCAAUUGAUGAUUGUACUCGAAGAGCCUUGGAAAGGGAUAAUCACAAUCCAUACCUGGAGCUUACUCUUAGUACUCGAAAAAAGUUAUCAUCAGUAAUAGAUCAUCUAAACCGUAAAUGGGGUAAUUCAAGCAUAGCAGUUGGACAAAUAAUGCUCUUUCCUUAUAAUACUCAGAAAGAAAACUUGGCUAGUUAUCAGAGAUGGACACAAGAAUCUACAGUUAGCGCAGGAGAUGUAUAUGGAAUGAUUGGAAGCCCGCCCACAUUCCGUUUGAGGUAUGGAUGGUUUUCCCAUGCUGAACUUGGACCUUCGAAUAAUCAAGUGCCUGUUGCAUUCAACUGUAUGCCUGGGCAAUCCAACAUUGAAACGGUCAGUGUGGAGGGUCACAUUGUGGAUCCUUCUCUCCCUACGACAUCAAGUAAUUAUCACCAGGAUCUUUGUGAAGAUCGAGGGACGUCUGCAACCAAGAAUCUUGCUCCUACCACUACUUCAACUGAUUUGCCUAAUGCAAGAGAUGACAAUGUUUCCCUAAAUCCAGGCAUUAGGGAGUCUGGUGAUGCUACACUCAUUGUUUCAUCACGAGGAGUAGAUGCUGGGGAUGAAAUUAUGACAAAACAAGCGGAUGAAAUGAAUGAGUUGAGAUUAAGCAGUGGAAUGGGUUUCUCGGCUGGUGAAUGGGCUGAUAGCCUUACCAACAUAAGUAUAGGAGACCUACUUUCAGGGGCAUCCGAGGAUCUGGAAGAUGUUAAUCCAACUGAUGCUGAGAAUUGUAAUGGUCUUCUCCAAAUUCCUUUUAGCGCUGAUUCUUUUGAUGCUGCUAUUGCCGCUCACAUAUCUCGACAUCAAGAAAAGAUGGGACAUCAACCAACUUUGGCAUCACAUAUAUCUUCCAUCUGGGACGCUGAAGAAACAUGUGAUGCAUUUUUGUUCAGAAAAGAUCCUGUUUCCCGCGAAGCUGGUCCUUGUUUAUCUCCCGCUAUUUCUGCUGAAUCCCACAAACAGGUUCCAGGAAGAAACUCCGAUUGCUCUGAGCCUUUGAUUCAGCAGUCACCUAAGAAAGAGAGGCCUGGGGAUAAUUUUGUUCAUGCAGUCCCUAUGGAUGGUUUUGAAUCCAAGGCGGAUUUCCAGGAGCAUUCAGCAAAAGAUUUCAGCGGGUUAGCUGAUAUUUACUGGCCUGAUUCAUUGGGACCACUGGAUAUAGAUAUACCAUCAACGAAGUACCAUAGCCAAGAUUUAAUUUUAAGUGAUAGUCUUGGUGGUUUGAGUCGCCUGAUAGCCAGCAGCCUGGAUGCAUUCCAGAAUUGCUCCUUUUUUGGGAUUGACAAGAAGGAAUCUUGAUGAAUGAUUGAAGUUAGAGAAACUGCCGUCUUUCAUAUUUUAAAGUUGGAAAUGGUGGUUGAGACUCGAUCUGCUUGGAUGUUAUCAAGUAUUAUCCCUUUUGCGUCGUGGGCUUCGCUGGCAGAAGUUUGCUAUAAUUAACCCUUUCUCACUCUGACCGACACGAGGGGUUAUGCUGAAGGACUGGUUGAAGCCACUGCAACACUUUUUUGUGCUGGAAAUUCUUCCGUAAUCAGGGUCCCUUCCCGUUUGUACAUAGAAACGACCUCGGAGGGAUUAUACGGUACUUCUCUUUCGGAGCAUAUGUACAUUGUACAUUAAAAAGGAAAUCGUGUGAUCCAUGUAGUUUCAAGCUGAUGCACAGUAACUUGGAUAGCUGAUUUUGAUUCACUUGUAAUUAUCAUAUGAUUACUUUAUAAUCAGUGUUGGAUUUAACCAUUAACCCAUAAUGUGUGGGCGCAUGCAUGCGUGCAACCAAAAUGUCAUGACAACUUUACCUACUUCAAAUAUUUGAUUCAAUGAGUCAUGAAAAA